GGCCGGGAUCGGCAGUUCCAUGAGCAGGCGCUGCCCGCCGGCCGCCGCCUCGCUGCUGCGGGGGCUCGUAGGCCCCGCCGCCCUCUGCCUGGGCAGGAGAAUGAGCCUCUGUGGGGCGUCGGCCGCCUGUGCUGCAGGGCCUGCGGGUGGCGGUGAGAGCGGCGUGGGCGUCUCUUCAGCUCGGCUGAGCCCGCCGUGGCUGCGGCUGCCGGAGGUGCCGGGCGCGGAGCCGGAGCGGGCUAACGACCUGCUGCUGCUGCUGCCUCCGCCCGCCCCGCGCGGCCCGGCCCCCCCGCAGCAUCACGUUGUCUACUUCCCGGGGGACGUGCAGAACUAUCAUGACUUCAUGUCUCGCCACCCAGAAAACUGUCAGUGGGAACAGUGGAGUUUUGAAAAUAUUGCUACCAUACUUGCUCGCCGGUUCCCCAGUAGCUUUGUUUGGGUUGUGAAGUGUUCUCGAAUGCACCUGCACAAAUUCAGUUGUUACGAUAACUUUGUUGCCAGCAACAUGUUUGGAGCGCCAGAGCACAGCACUGACUUUGGAGCUUUCAGGCAUCUCCGUGCACUGCUAGUUAAUGCAUUCAGACUCUCUCAGAAUAUUAUGCUGUCCCAGAACAGUGUUCAUGGUGUCAGCAAGGAUGCAAAAAUAGCUGCUUGUAAACCACAGCCACAGUCUGUUCCUACAAUAAAUGACUGCUCAUCCACAGAAAGAGAGAGAGAUUGUGAAUGCUGUAAUAAUUCAGCUAUGAACUUCAUUAUACCGUCUGCUGUAGGUGCAGUGUCGUUUACUUUGAUUGGCUUCAGUAAAGGUUGUGUGGUUUUGAACCAGCUGCUUUAUGAGCUGAAGGAAGCUAAAAAAGACAAGAAUACAGAUGCCUUCUUAAAAAACAUAAAAGCAAUUUACUGGUUGGAUGGUGGUCACUCAGGAAGAAACAAUACGUGGGUUACUUGCCCUGAAGUGCUGAAAGAACUUGCACAGACAGGAAUUGAAGUUCAUGCUCAUGUUACACCAUACCAAGUGUUUGAUACAAUGAGGUCAUGGAUUGGGAGACAGCAUGAGAAAUUUGUACAGAUACUUGAAGAAUUUGGUGUGGAAAUAAAGGAUCAACUACAUUUUGCUGACGAUGUUCCCUCCUUAGAUAACCAUUUCAGAGUUCAUGAAGUAUUCUGAGACUGUAUGUAUCUGAAUAAUAUAUUGACACUUUUGACACUCUUAAAUGUUGUCAUCUAGAUUUACAGCUUUGGGCAGAUGCUUUCUGAAAAGAAUACUAAAUCAGUCCCACAUAGCUAUUAGAUACUAGAUAUAAAUAUCAGUAGCUUAAGAUGGAGGACUGGGACUUUGUACCUACAACAGAUGUUGUCAGGUGAUUCCUGGAAAAAGCGUUAUGAAGAACUGUCCUAUAUACGCUUUUUUGUUAAAUGUGAAUGUUUAUUCUCAAACUGUGGGCAGAAUUUUUAGCACUUGAUGUCUAACAUCAAAUACUGUCUUUAACAGGAGUUUAAAGUACUCAAAGACUCGUAUGUCUGGAUACUUAAAUUUAGUAGCUUUCAGGGCUAAAAGAUUUGGUCUUUGUCAACAACAGAUGUAAUGUUACUUUUUUUGCUUAAGGAAAAUUAUAAUUGGUAGACCAGUCUUAGUUACAGAUUUUGGUGAAAAUUGUUUUAAUUAGUUAAUUCAAUCUUCCAGUUUUGUAACAUUACUUUUAUGGAAAUGAAGUCACAAAUACUUAUCUUUGCAAUAAUAGUGUCAAUGCAUUUUUCUUCUUUAUGUGUGCCUUGCUUUUUCAGUUGCUGUAACGUUUCAUUUAUUCAUUGUGUAGCAUCUGCUAGUCAAUAGCCAUUUCUCUGGGGGGCUUGAAAAUUUUGACAUAGCUAUGUUAAGGUACCAAGAGUGUUGAUGAGGGUGUAGCUUAUUGCUGUUUCAACAUACGUUGCAAUUGCUUUGACUAAUUUCUAUAAGGACCAGCAGUAAUAUCUGUAUUUUCAAGUCAACAGGUAUCCUUAUCCCUGCCUUGGACUGUUGAGGAUUCUCUUCAUAAUUGCUGUCUUGAUGUUAAUCUAAAUUGAGCCAUAAAUACAAGUAUUACAAGUUGCUUACAGAUUUUCAGACUAGCUGUUUCAAAAUACUUUGUUUUUUAGAACUAUUAUCUCCUUUAAAUGUACUGCAGGAGGUGCUUCUUGAGCCACUCAAAAAUAAAUUUUCAGAGCCUAAUUUUUCUUAUUAAAAAAAAAAAAGGUCCCUCUAAUACAAAGCUGGACCAAUCAGAUACAAAAGAUGUAAUCUAGUUUUGGCCCCAAACCUGAAUGUUCUUCAGAAAGAAUUACUGAAAGGUGGACAAAUGAGGGUAUCCGUGGAACUUUUCUACUGUUGUAACUUUUCGAAUUUAUCUAUUAAUAGAUCUUACAAUCACUCUUAAAGACAACUGCAGCUAUUAACAGUGAACCAGUAGUUUAAAAUGGUUUCGUAUUUCCUGGAAGUACAAAAAUAAUUAAAAAAGGCAAGUUAGCAAAAUACUGUGAAGAUUACACAAAAAAAUGUGGCUCAGUUCUGAAAAAAUGAAUUUUAUUCAACUUUGUUCCUUUUUGAUGGCUUAGCAAUAUCUUCCCCCUGCUUCUUGUUUCCUAUGACUCUUACACUGUAGAAGGAAAGUCCUACUUCAUCUUUCUUCUAUUGACAUCAUUAAAACUUACAAGGUUCACUGGAGACAAUAUUUUCAUUACUCUUGCAGAGGUUGUGCACAUGUUAGUGACCUCUGAAGAAUGAGAAUUGUGUUGAGCUCUAAAUACUCCCAAUAUUAUGGAUAGUAGGAUUAUGCAUACAGUGGGCACUUUCCAAUGUGAAUGUUAACUCUGUUGCUAAUAGUAAGUAGACUAAUGUACCUAGUUGAUCAAAGGGGAAAUAAUCUCUUUUAAUUGAUGAAUAACAGUGCAACGUGCAAACUAGUUCCAACAUUUAAUAAAAGAAUCUAAAAUCCAGUUCCAUCAGCUUUUUUUUUUUCUAAAACUUCUCAGAGACUUUGUUCAACCCUGUUUAUUGAUUACCUUCUUAAUGUGCUUAUAACAAUGUUUAUGUGUUCCAGGGAAGGCUAUUUCCUUUUUUUUUUUUGUUGAUCCUUUUGAUAACACUUGCACCAUAUGCCUGGACUUUUUUCUGUAAAGGAGGUAUGGGUCACCUAACAAAGUGGUUUUAAUAGCCUAAAAAUUGCUUGAAAUAUAUCUGAUUAUCCACUUAGGAAAUAAAAGUUUAAGCAGCAAACACCCCAGAACACCCCACUGAUCUUGCUUCCUCUCAUUUCCAUUUCAGACUGACCAGACUUGCUGGAGUAUGCUAAAACUUGACCUAUCUCAUAGCAGUGCAGAUAACAGAACAAUUUCUAAACAGUCCUGUGCCAGCCAGAACAGCAGGAGUAGGUUGUUGCAAGCUUUUGGAAGCAGCUAUUAAAAUAUUGAUAUUGUCUUCAGAAGUUUCUGGAUGGCUUUCCUCUGAAACUAAUAUUAACCUGUUUGAUGGAGGCUGCUUACAAUAACUGUUAAAAAAGGUUUAAGUGUUGCUGUAUUAAUUUAAAGAAUAAACACUGUUGUAAAACUAA
Molecule: messenger RNA, 3590 nt
Organism: Apus apus (common swift)
Lineage: Eukaryota; Metazoa; Chordata; Aves; Apodiformes; Apodidae
Gene: C6H2orf69
Product: chromosome 6 C2orf69 homolog
Exons: 2
Coding region: 20-1171 (383 amino acids)
Cellular component (GO): mitochondrion
Source: RefSeq, a predicted model, not a curated record